AUGAUCAAAAUUUACAAAAUGCUAGUGUAUUUAACCAUUGAGGCCGAAAAUUAUAAUCUGUAAUAAAUGUUAAGGGGGAUCGUUACGUAACAUUAUAAAUUAUUAAGUUUUACUCGUCUGGAACAUCAUUAUCUCUAAUAAUACAUGCGAUUUAAACAAAAAUAAAAUAAAACAUAAAUCAGUAAUUUAUGUUAUAAUUAUAAUUUAAUGAAACCAUAGUGCAUCCUUUUAUGUUUACUGUUUUUUUUCUUCCCUGCAAAGUGUAAAGUGAGGACUGAGGAGGGAUGAGUUCGUCCUCUCCACAACGUUCUCGCGGCGACGGCGAGAAAAGGCCCAGAUUUUUCGACUCAAACGCGAAGGCCAUCUGUUGGUCUAAAGCUGAUACUGUCCCCGGCCGUCACCCUGAGAGGUGGCGCAAAGACGCCGCCGGUAACGUUGUCUGCAAACGUUUCUUCAACUGCAUCGGCUGCCUCUGCUACGAGUACGAUCACAUCAUUCCCUUUUCCAAAGGUGGUGAGUCCACUGCGGAUAAUUGCCAAAUACUUCAAUCAAGAGUUAACAGACUCAAAUCGGACAAAUAUAACAUUGAUUCGGAUCAAUUGAAAGACUACUCCUGUGAGGUUAAUUUUACUGAUAAGGAACUUGAUAUUAUUGAGAUGGCUGUUUAUGGCGAUGUGAUGCGGCCAGGAAACCAGUGUCGUUGCAGAACUAUUGCUGAAAAGCUUGGCAAAUUUAAACCAAAGGAUGACACAGAUGCAUGUAAGUUGCCAUAGAAGAAUGAAUCUUAGCUGUAGCAAUCAACUCUGCAACAUACAUGUAUUUAAAAAGAAGCUCCUGUCCACUCCCUUAAUUUUUAGACAAAAAAAUAACAGUUGUUUCACUUUCUAUCAUUUAAUCUCGUGUGAUCAUUGACAUCUAGACGAGUUGUUAAACACAAUUCGAGGCUUCUGAUUUCUUUAAAGUGAACUCUAAAGCAAGAGGAAAAAGGAAAAAUCUAUAUUUAUCAACGACUAAUAAAUCAACAACUUAUAUUUUAA
Glycine soja is the source of this 1037-nucleotide messenger RNA. RefSeq lists its product as uncharacterized. Bases 285 to 773 code for a protein of 162 amino acids. The transcript is spliced from 3 exons. Lineage: Eukaryota; Viridiplantae; Streptophyta; Magnoliopsida; Fabales; Fabaceae. Gene Ontology annotation, molecular function: zinc ion binding; nucleic acid binding; endonuclease activity. The record is from RefSeq and is a predicted model, not a curated record.